Molecule: messenger RNA, 1578 nt
Organism: Thermochaetoides thermophila DSM 1495
Lineage: Eukaryota; Fungi; Ascomycota; Sordariomycetes; Sordariales; Chaetomiaceae
Product: putative GTP binding protein
Exons: 2
Coding region: 1-1578 (525 amino acids)
Biological process (GO): cytoskeleton-dependent cytokinesis
Cellular component (GO): microtubule cytoskeleton; septin ring; septin complex
Molecular function (GO): GTP binding; GTPase activity; molecular adaptor activity
Source: RefSeq, a predicted model, not a curated record
AUGACCCCACCUGCCCGUCGCCCCGGCCUCGGGAUGUUGUUGCGCCGCAGCAAGAGCAGCGAACUAAAGAAGCAGCGCUCCAAGGAGCAGGAGCGCCAGCAAAAUGCCAUCCCCAACUCGCCCCCGCGCCUGCCGGUGCUCUACAACGGGGCACCCGCGCCCCAGCUCGGCCUAGGCGAUCGUCCUGAUUCUCUCGCUAUCGUCUCUGGCAGAAUCGAUCCAACUCAGAUGAACAGAGUCGCCGAACCGCGCCCGUCCAUGGAACCCCCGCGAUCGGCUGCCAGCAGCAUCCCUCCUCCUCCUCCGGUUCCGAAUGGGGGAUUUGAUCCGUACCCCAGGACGACCAGUAUGACGCACCGUAGCCGCUACAGCUACGCCAGCGCGAUCAGUACCAUCAACAGCCCUAGGCGAGUCCGGAGAAGAAAGGAUCCCACUCCUUUCAAUGUUCUGAUCGUCGGCACAACGAACUGCGGCAAGACCUCGUUCCUCGAGUUCCUCAAGACCGCGCUCGCCCCUCCAAGCAAGAAGCGUGCCAAGGCUGCCUCCCCCGAGCAAGACGAGAUGCCGAAGCCCUCCCCCUCUGGGACCUUCAUCCCGCACUAUCUCGAGACCGAAAUCGACGGUGAGCGCGUCGGCCUGACCCUCUGGGACUCCGAGGGCCUCGAGAAGAACGUCGUCGACUUGCAGCUGCGCGAGAUGGCCAGCUUCAUCGAGAGCAAGUUCGAGGAAACCUUUACCGAGGAGAUGAAGGUGAUAAGAUCGCCGGGGGUACAGGAUACCCACAUCCAUGCCGUCUUCCUCCUGCUGGAUCCGGCCCGUCUGGAUCGAAACAUUGCUGCGGCGAAGGCUGCCGCGGCUAACGGGCACAAUACUGGCCUGAAGUACUACAAUCAUUCUCGCAUAGUGGGCGGGCUGGACGAGGACCUGGAUCUGCAGGUUGUCAGGACGCUGCAGGGUAAGACGGUCGUGAUUCCCGUUAUUACCAAGGCCGAUACCGUUACCACGAAGCACAUGAAUAUGUUGAAGAAGACGGUUGCCGAGAGUCUGAAGAAGGCGAAGCUUGAUCCACUCGAGGCGCUGGCUGCUGCUGAUGAGGACAGCGAGGGCGACGACUCGGCUUCGAACCCGGAUAAGAUUGUGGAGGAGGACGAGGAGCAAGACACCAGAUCGCCGACUUGUGCCCCCGAGGGCGAUAGUUCCUCUGGUAAUGACACAGACCUGCCCAUCCAGGGAACGAACACACCUCCCACGUCGAAGAAGCGCCAUUCCAGUCGCUCGCCGCGUCGCCAGCAAUCCCCGGAAGACGAAGAACACGAAGCGGAAUCGAACGAAGAUGAGAUACCCUUCCUGCCCAUGUCUGUGCUCAGCCCGGAUAUGUACGAGCCGGAAGUCAUUGGCCGCCAGUUCCCCUGGGGCUUUGCCGAUCCGUAUAAUGAGCAGCACUGCGACUUUGUUCGCCUCAAGGAGACAGUGUUCAAUGAGUGGCGUGCUGAGCUGCGCGAGCUGAGCAGGGAGCAUUGGUAUGAGAGUUGGCGGACGAGCAGGCUCAAGGUUCAUGGGGGUAAGAUGGCCCAGUGA